Messenger RNA from Echinococcus granulosus, 933 nucleotides. Its product is annotated as Sodium/potassium-transporting ATPase subunit beta-1. The transcript is spliced from 6 exons. Gene Ontology annotation, cellular component: sodium:potassium-exchanging ATPase complex. Bases 1 to 933 code for a protein of 310 amino acids. Lineage: Eukaryota; Metazoa; Platyhelminthes; Cestoda; Cyclophyllidea; Taeniidae. Gene Ontology annotation, biological process: sodium ion export across plasma membrane; intracellular potassium ion homeostasis; potassium ion import across plasma membrane. Gene Ontology annotation, molecular function: ATPase activator activity. The record is from RefSeq and is a predicted model, not a curated record.
AUGGCUGAGAAAAAGAUUCUUGAUAAACAGAAACGUGAACAUCAAAAUUACGAUUCCAUUUUACUGCUUAAUAAAAAUGGAACGCUCGACCCGACUAAACCAUCUUUCAGGAAUAAUUCUUUGCGAUAUCGGGGUUUUCUACGUCUGAACAGGAAAAAAGUCUCCAGGAUAGGUGGUUUUCUCCUAAUCAUUUACUUCUUGUGCAUUUAUGCGAUCCUCUUCGGUAUAAUGACAGGCCUUCUCAUUAUUGUGCUGCAGCUUUUUAUUAGUGAGGAUAAACCCUAUCUAACUGGUCUACAAAGCCCUCUGAAUCUUGCUCCAGGCCUGAGUCAUCGCCCUAAUAUUAAUUUUAUGACGUCACUUAUUGCCUAUGAGUCCUCGAACCCUCAGUCCUACAUGCCCUACGUCCAGAACCUUCGAACAUUUUUUUCUCUCUAUGAAGAGGUUAACAUUAAACCUCAAGAUGGCUUUGCUACGUGCGAAAAUGGCGUAAAAACACCGAAUAUUCCUAGAUUAGUGUGCAAGUUUUAUCCUAUUCUUCUUGAGUCUUGCGUGAAGGAGAAUAAUUUCGGCUACGAUAGAAGUGAGCCCUGCGUUGUAAUAAAAAUUAACAAAGUUUACGGAUGGCUGCCCGACAUCCAAAACACGUCGAUGAGCCAAAGUCCUUUGCUUCGAUGUUUUGGAAGAUAUGAGUCGAACUUCGAAGUUUUUGGCUCCUUACAUUACUAUCCCAACGUGACAAUUGACGGCAUUGUAUAUGGGAUUUUUGACAGCGUCUAUUUCCCCUACAUCAUCCAAUACGCUUACCGAUCACCAGUCGUGGCCGUUCAGGUCAAAAAUGUGCAACGAAACGGUCUAUUCUUUUUGACCUGUCGCCUUUUCAACCUUAACACACCCACAGAACCUCUCAACUUUGAAUUCCUCAUCGACUAA